AAUCUAGAGAGAGAGAGAGUGAAGAUCUAGAGAGAGAAGGUGAGGAAUUUCCAGAGUCAAAAGCUUGCUUCUUUGAUUUGGGUUAUUUGAGUUAUUAAUUGGGUAAGCGAGAAAAUUUGAAAAAAAAAUGAUUUUGGUGGCGGUGGUGACGGAGCUGAUGAAGGAGUACACGGUGUUGCUGGCGAGGGUUUUGGAGCAUUUGUUUCACUCGGCCCCUUUUCCGAGGAGGGUUCGGUUUCUGAUCCUGAGGAGUCUUCCGUUCGCUUCUACCUACCCGCAACAUCCUCCUCCUCCUUUGAUUGGAGCCCCUGCUGCUUAACCAUUCAAGAACAAGGCUUCUUUUUUUUCUUUUUUUUUUUUUUUUUUUUUUUUUUUUUGUUUUGUAUCUAAGGCUUCCUUUGUUAGUUGUUUUUGUUUUAUAAUUUUCUUUUUGGAAUUGUGAUGCGGGUUUCUGGUUUUGUGUAAAUAUUUGGAGUUAUUUUUACUAAGUUGGCGUAAAUUUGAUCGCCUUUUGGUGGAUGAAAUGGCAACUGUACUUUGUUCUGUA
This is a messenger RNA of Pyrus x bretschneideri (Chinese white pear), 547 nucleotides long. RefSeq lists its product as uncharacterized. The coding region runs from base 128 to 319 and encodes 63 amino acids. NCBI's taxonomy places the organism in Eukaryota, Viridiplantae, Streptophyta, Magnoliopsida, Rosales, Rosaceae. The transcript has a single exon. The record is from RefSeq and is a predicted model, not a curated record.